CUAGGUGACAGAGCAAACAUUUUAAAUGUAAAUCAAUAAAGCUGCUGCAGCAUAAUUUUAUACCAGGACAACCCACUUUCAACGUGUCCUAAAAUUUGUUUCAAGGAAAUUUCACAAGGUCGCACAGUCGGACAUAUUUCAACUUUGAAAAAAGAAUUAAUAAAACACUAUGUAAGCCUUAAACGGAAAGUUAUAUUUGGUGUCAAACAAAGUGUUCAAUAGCUAAAAGAUAGAGUGAAUAGUUAAACAAUUCAAGUUGAUCAAAAUGGGAUUGAAACAAAAAGAUGGCUGCUGCCGAAAAUUUAUGAAAUUUUUAUUCUCCCAUGUAGGACUUUGUUUUAUGGUAGUUUUAUAUUGUGUUGCUGGUGGCUUUAUCUUUGAACAUUUAGAGAAAAACAACGAAGAACAAAUUUGCUAUGACUCACGUGAUGAAUACCUGGACAUGGAGGAGAGGACAUUAAAUAAUACAAUUAAAGUAAUUAAAGAACAAGAAGGUAGCGGUCAGACAGACGUGUUGGUUAUUCAGCUUCAGAGCAUACUGGCCACAUUCCGUGACAACAGCAUCGCCAUUGGGUAUGACGGAACCAACUGUACCGCUUACGGCGAAGAAGAUGGUCCUAAAUAUAAGUGGAGCUGGUCUGGGGCCUUAUUCUUCUCGGUUACUGUGAUAUCAACAAUCGGGUAUGGUCAUAUAGCACCUAAAACAUUCUGGGGACGAUUGGUAUGUAUUGCUUAUGCUGUUUUGGGGAUCCCUCUGAUGUUGCUAUGUCUGGCCAAUAUUGGCGAUGUUCUAGCUGACAUUUUUCGAUUUAUUUACGCCAAGAUCUGUUGUUGUGGCUGGUGUAGACAAAAGGAAACAACAAAGGUUGUUACAAUCAAACCUGUUGCAAAGGAACCAGAAGGAGCGUGGAACAGUGAUAAAUCUAAGAUAAUAUCAGCGUCAGCGCCAAUGCAGACUGACUAUAAUAAAACUGAGUUUUCGCGUCUGCCUUCCAAGACUGCGGAAGGCGUAAAAACUGGAGGACUUGGUGGAGAUCAACCUAAACCAGUAAAGAUUGUCCCACUGGAUAUAAAAUCAUUCAAGACACAACACGAGCUUGCGAAUAGAUCUCAACAAGUAAGAAGUGAACCAAUAGUAUGCGACGAUGAUAGCGAUGAUGAUGACGACGACGACGAGUUUGAUGACAAGAAGAUAACAGUACCGUUGACCGUCACAAUGAUUGUUAUUGCAGGGUACAUUUUUGGAGGAGCAUUGCUGUUUGGAUUAUGGGAAAAUUGGGAUAACCUACAAUCGGCAUAUUUCUGUUUCAUUACUCUCAGUACCAUAGGGUUUGGAGACGUAGUUCCAGGAACAGAUUUCGAUAACCCAACAGCAACGGCGCAAAUGAUUCUUGGUGCAAUAUAUGUCUUAUUUGGAAUGGCUAUUUUGUCUAUGUGUUUCUCACUCAUGCAAGACGAAAUUAUAGCCAAGUGCAAGUGGGUUGGUCAGAAACUUGGCAUACUCGACAAAGACGACUGAUAACUCACUCAUUUAUAUGAGCUUCACUGUUUUCGCUCAUUGAGUAAAUGAUUUGAACGUAGGGAAAAAUCACACGAUGACAUUUCUGAUAGUAGAAUUAGAUUCCAAAAGAAUAGCAUAUCCUUCUUUAUACAAACAAAGAUUUAUAUUUACAUUUAAUUGAACAGAAACAUUUGUGCGAAACGAUUAUGAAAUUUUCAUUUGUAGAUGUGAUAAAAAUGAUUUUGAAAAUUGCAAUACUGACAAAACGAUUGCAUCUAACUAUAUUCGUAAGUGAAGUUUUUUUGUAGCACGGUUUGUUAAUAGUAAACAACAUUAACAUCAUAUGGAUGCGAUGUUAUAUACCUAUACAAGUAUGAUAUACUGUGAUCGACGAGAAUGAAAUCAGUUUAAUCACAUGACUGUACAAAUCAUAAAAUUAUUCUUUUCAUUGCAUUUACCAGGAUUUACAAAAAUCAAGUUAUAAAUUGAUGUGAUCCAGUUGAUAUUUUAUUUGUUAGUGUUACUGUUUGUGUGUGUGUGUACCUAUCAUGCAUUUGUAUACAUAGUGUAUUUUUCAUAUUUUUAACUAAAACUUGUUAUAUUAAUACUUACGUAUUUCUGAAUAGUUAACACUUAGCAGUUUGUACGCCUCUCGUGUAAUACUAGUACGUCUACCAUAUUUGAAUUAAAGCAGAAAACGUUGAAUACUUUUUCCUUGAGGAUAUAUAUAUUCCUUUUCUUGAGUUUUGAUAUUCUUGUUAUUUUUUAUAACUCAUGUUCCAUAUAAAUGUAUUCAGAAAAUUUAGAAAUAAUUGCAUACAUUUAAAUCCCGAUUUGGAAGAUUUUCAGGCUAGUGAGGGUGGACAGCAAAUAUCAUUUUUUUUGGCAUUCGUUAUUUUAGGUGCAUUAUUUUUAACAAUUUAUGUGUUUAUUUUGUAAUCGUCUGAUUGUUAAAGGCAAUUGCUCACUAUUUAUCUAAACACAACCAAACCAUCUGAGAGUUAAAUCAUUUUGUGACUUCCUUGAGAAGGACAAUACUUUUUCAUCAUUACGAGGAACUCAUUUUAUUGAUGUAUACGUACUGCUUCAAGUCAUUUUAAGGAGGUAGACCUUGAUUAAGGGAAAUAACUCUUAAAAUCAUCAGUACGUUUGUGUCAACCAUUUUCAUAAAUAUGUUCUAAGCUUCAAGUUACAUAGAUUAUUUCCAAUCUGUUUCAGGUAAAUGCUUAAAAAAUGCAUUGAUGAAACUUGACUUUUACAAACGUAUAACUGACUUAAAGAGUUGUCUCCCUGAACCAAGGUCUAUCCCCUUAAGUAGUUGUUUUUUCUUGUUUGAGUGAAACGUUGUGAAUGUUCUGAAAUUUUUCUUCACCGCUGUAAAAAGUACCUUCUAAAUUUAAAGAAAGGGGAGGAUUGUCGUUUUCGAUGUAGAAAUGCUUCAGACUUAAAUUGAUAUGAGUUAUUUUUGUAAUUAAAGUAUCAUGACAAUUGCAAGAUGUUAUAAAUUGUAAGUUUUCCGGUGAAGAUUUAUUUCAAGACUAGGCAAAUAUAUAUAUAUAAAUAUUUUUAUAAUAUUCUUGUUACAUUUGUAAUGUGUCUAUCGACGUUUUCUCGCUUGAGGUAUUUGAUUUAGCGAGAAUUAAGAUGUUUUUAUUUGUAUUUGUAGAGGCUGUCUCCGUCCAAUUAGGAAAUACUAUUUUUCCACAUUUACCCAGUUGUUGUUCACCAUUAUAAACUCUCUGAUGUAUUAUUACGGACAAAUAGUUCCGGUAAAAGUAUUUGAAAUUCAUACACUAGUAACAUUUUCUAUUUUGAGUUGGUGACCAUAUCGCUUUAUAGUUAAUUUAAGAUCGAUAGGUUGAUGGCAUUAUGCGGUAGACUCACUGACAGGGUCGACAGGUUUUAAAAGUUGGCGGGGUGGACAAAUUUUUAAUGUUAAUGGGUCUACAGAUAACAACAUUGGUUUACACGGAUUUUGUCUCAAUGCCUAUAAAUCUCAUGAAAUAUUUGCCACUGGACAUUGAGCAACCAACAAUAAAUCAAUGGAAUGCACUAUAUAUUUUACAUUUAAAUGUAUGAUUAACAACUUUUUAUGUAUGCCUAUUUAUAUAUAUACGCAUAUCCUACGUGACCCAAAAUCUCAGGUCUUUGAAUCAUACCGUGAACAGAAAUGUACACGAACAUUUGUUUUAUGAUAAAGUUAAGUUUCAACAUGUAAAAAGAUAGGAUAUUCUCCAAUAUACAUUAGAACAAGUCAGACGGAAUAAACUAUUUGAUAAGCACUAUAUUAAUUGUGUGAUUCUUAUUAGGUAUCAACAUGCUCAGAACUUGUCACCCAGUUAAGACUAUUCUACAUAGCAAUAUAACGUAUUUGGUAACAUUGUGGAUUUUGGGUUGCUGAUGGAUAUACGUGAAUCUAACCCAGGAAUUUUCUGUAAAUAUGACUUAUUCACAAAGAAAACCGUCCAAUUUUUACUUGUUGAAUUAUUUUUAUGUUAUACAUUUGUAUCAAAAACAAGCCUUUAAUUGUAAAACAACUGCUGACUAAUUUUUAUAUUAUUUUCAGUAUUGUUCAUACAUAUAUUUAUAUUUUAAUUGUUUUUAAGUAUUAUUUACUUUACUGAGAUUUUAAUUUCUAUAUUUUUGUAUUGUGUUUUAUAGGCACGAGUCACAAUAUUUGUGAUCCUUUAUUUCAGCACAUUUAAGGUCAUGUGCACUUUAUUUCUUCUUAAUAUACAUAUUUUCGAAAAGUAUGUGAUUGAAAAAAACUAAUGCUUUAUUUCACGGUUGAUGACGAUCAUUAUUUGGAUUACAAUUAAUUGAAACUGUUUAAGAUUCUUGAGACUGUUAUCAUAAGUAACCCAAAUAUACAGUCGUUAUUUUUCGAUGCUGUACGAUUGUAACGUUUCGCAAGUAGGAGAGAUCGCUUACGUGCAGGGAAUUACUUGUGUUAGCGCGAAAUGCGAUUCUUUCUUCUAUGUCAAAUACAGGGUAAUUUUUAUAACGACUCCACACAGUGCUAUCAAAUACUCUUACUCAAAUCAUAUUGGAACUAUUUAUUUUCUCCUCAGUAAUCGUACAUCCUAUUUUGUUGGUCCCUUGUGAAUUUACAAGUCUAUUUCACAUCAAUGAAACAUUUCUCUAGCUUUCAAACUGUUACAUAUAUAACUUGUAAAUAUUCGCGUUUUUAUAUAUUUUUCCUAAUAAAAGUUAUUCGGUUAAAAACUUGUAUACUCGCAUGUAAUCGCUUGUUCUAUAAAUGUUGAAGUUAAAACAGAAUACAAAGUCAAUGUAAAGAAUCGCUAGUACAAAGUAAAGAUACUUCAAAAUGCUGAAUGUAUGCAUCGAAACAUGCAUGUAAAUUUAUCAUUGUGCGUUAAUAUAUAGAUACUUGAAGAAAUAAUUGAAAUAUAUAUAUUCAAAUAUAGAAAAUCCUAUUUUGAAUAUAUUUGAGCUUAAAAAUAUGUUGAUGAAUUUUAAAUAAGGUUUUCUUAUAGCAUCUAAAAAAACACUAUUAUCAUUUGACCUUUAUAUUGAAUAAUUAUAUCAAACCAGCAGUGCAAUGAUUAAAGCUAUCAAGGCAAUGUCAUGGAAACAAAACAAAAUACAAUUUCGCACAUUAAGUCAGAGAUUAUCUUUAUCAUUUUAGAAAAAUAGUCUAAAGCACAACACUGUAAUUGAUUUUUAACGUUGAAAUCAAAAGUAAUUCAAUCUAUAACCAAUGAUAUCAUUUGUAAUUUUAAAGGUAAUGAAAUGGUACACUAGGUUUCAUAAUAUUACAAUAGGGUAUCUAUAUAAUGUGAAUUUCAAACUUUAUUAUGACAUAAACCCAACGAGAACGAGGUCGUGAAGAUAUAUUUUUAUGCUGAUAUAUGUUGUUUUUCUUGUUCCGUCCUUUUCAACUUGUCUGUGAUAAUUUAAUAUUACAAAGAUUAUAAUAAACUGUUAUUGUAAAUAA
This is a messenger RNA of Mytilus trossulus (common blue mussel), 5459 nucleotides long. RefSeq names its product TWiK family of potassium channels protein 7-like. The record is from RefSeq and is a predicted model, not a curated record. Gene Ontology annotation, molecular function: outward rectifier potassium channel activity; potassium ion leak channel activity. Lineage: Eukaryota; Metazoa; Mollusca; Bivalvia; Mytilida; Mytilidae. Gene Ontology annotation, biological process: stabilization of membrane potential; potassium ion transmembrane transport. The coding region runs from base 266 to 1519 and encodes 417 amino acids. The transcript has 3 exons. Gene Ontology annotation, cellular component: plasma membrane.